Fusarium coffeatum is the source of this 801-nucleotide messenger RNA. RefSeq lists its product as uncharacterized. The transcript is spliced from 2 exons. NCBI's taxonomy places the organism in Eukaryota, Fungi, Ascomycota, Sordariomycetes, Hypocreales, Nectriaceae. The coding region runs from base 1 to 801 and encodes 266 amino acids. The record is from RefSeq and is a predicted model, not a curated record.
AUGUUCGCCCAGCAGCACGCCAGUUUUGAGCAGCGCAAGCGAGGCCGGGAAGACGAUGAACUUGCUGCCAACGGCAUGAGCUUCGGUGAGCACCGAAAUAAGAUUACUGACUUUUUGAAGAAACGACUGCAGUGUCUCCCCCUCCGUGCGCUCCCUCGAACCUCCUCGGCGUCACAGGACCAAGGAUAUUCCGAUAUGAAUAUGAUGCAAGCGCAAACACAACAAGGAUCGGACCGAUUGAGUAUGAUGCAGAUGGAGACCGACUGUAAUUCCAACGGGCGCAUGCCUACACCCAUUCAGCCCAGCUUUGCCGCCCAGGUUAGAGGCCAGCAGGCUCAUGGCCCUAACGGCGUCGCCAAUCUUGGCCACCAAAACACCGGCUUCCACGAGGACCAGAGCGUUCCUCGAACAAUGGCUGGAGGAUGGCAAGCCGCACAGAAUGAACGACGCCUCCCUUCUCCCAUCUGUGAAGAUGACAAUACCAUGGCAUGCGAACCCAUUACCCCCGUCAACAACCGAUUCGACGCCAGCGUUCAUAUAUCCCCAGGGAUGGAACAUCCCAACGUGAGAGUCGAGCCUUCACCUCCUCAUGAUGUAGAGCAUCAUAUGAUGGAUGUAGAAGAACCUCACGAGAGCGAUCCUUCUCCUCCUCGAAGAGGUCACAUACGCAGUCGACACACGGUUAACAACUGGACUUGGCAGCCCGGCAUGAAGAAGAGCUUCAGCAUAGGAUUUCGCUCAGACUGUGAAAAGUGCCGGUUGAAGGUCCCGGGUCACUUCAAUCACAUUAUCGUCUCUUAG